This is a messenger RNA of Ictalurus punctatus (channel catfish), 1163 nucleotides long. RefSeq names its product exosome complex component RRP40. The transcript is spliced from 4 exons. NCBI's taxonomy places the organism in Eukaryota, Metazoa, Chordata, Actinopteri, Siluriformes, Ictaluridae. Gene Ontology annotation, cellular component: cytoplasmic exosome (RNase complex); nuclear exosome (RNase complex). The record is from RefSeq and is a predicted model, not a curated record. Gene Ontology annotation, biological process: exonucleolytic trimming to generate mature 3'-end of 5.8S rRNA from tricistronic rRNA transcript (SSU-rRNA, 5.8S rRNA, LSU-rRNA); U4 snRNA 3'-end processing; TRAMP-dependent tRNA surveillance pathway. Gene Ontology annotation, molecular function: RNA binding. The coding region runs from base 97 to 837 and encodes 246 amino acids.
AUCUCCAGUUGUUUUCACACUACCCGCUCUUCACGUGGGUAUAGUGAAAGUGUAUACUGUAGUAUGUGUGUAUAGUUUAUAAUAUUAUAUAAGAUCAUGGACAUCAUACACUCUUGUUUUAAGGCUCAGAUAGGUGAGGUGGUUUUACCUGGAGAUGUCUUCCGGUUUAAUGUUUCCUCUGUAGAGGACGACAGCAGCGUUAAAGCUGAAAAGAUCAUCUGUGGACCGGGACUGCGCCGAAACGGAGACGAGAUCCAGGUGUAUAAAAGCGGCAUCCUCCGCCAUAAACAGCCCAAUCUGUACUGGAUAGACUCCCAGCAGAAACGCUACGUUCCAGUUAAAGGCGAGAGCGUGAUUGGCAUAGUGACGGCGAAGACUGGGGACAUCUUUAAAGUGGAUGUGGGAAGCAGUGAACAGGCCUCAUUGUCCUACUUAGCCUUCGAAGGUGCGACUAAAAGGAACAGACCAAAUGUGCAGGUGGGGGAUCUGGUGUACGCUCAGUUCAUCAUCGCAAACAAAGACAUGGAGCCAGAGCUGGUGUGUAUAGACAGCUGUGGCCGGGCAAAUGGGAUGGGAGUGUUUGGAGCAGACGGGCUUCUCUUCAAGGUGUCUUUGGGAUUAGUGCGCAGGCUCCUCUCACCUCAGAGUGAGAUAGUGAAGGAUCUUGAGAAGAUCUUCCCCUUCGAGAUGGUGGUGGGUUUAAACGGCAGGGUGUGGAUAAAGGCUAAGACCAUUCAGCAGACACUGAUCGUGGCCAAUCUUCUGGAGAGCUGUGAGAACAUGACAGCGCAGCAGAGACAGGCUCUGUUCAAGAGGGUGGCAGACGGCGCCCUCUAGUUCACGUACUGGUGUAGUGCUGGUUUCCAUGGCAAUUCCUCAUGGACCCAGCACAGGCCAAACAUGUCUUACAGCACUGCACGUGAUUCAUGGCUGUUCUGAGGAUUGAAUUUGAACUUUUAGUCAAAUGAAUGAAUAAUAUUUGGAAAGUACUGUGAGAGUGUACAAUAUACAGUACAAGUAGGACUCCGGAUGGACUGCAUUUCUAUACCGUUUAUGGUUUGAGCAGCUCACAGUCAUUAUUUCUGUAUUAAAAGAUGUUUUUUAUCUACUAGUGCCUUGAUUCACUUUUAUCUGUAUAAAUAAAUACAUUUUGUUUGAUGAAA